AUGCUUUUUAGAACCAUAAAGCUUCUCACUCUCUUCAUCUUUUUUACUCAGAUGAAGAAGAAAACAACCUAUCAUGGAAGGUGA
Messenger RNA from Lathyrus sativus (Indian pea), 84 nucleotides. The record is from the annotation of a GenBank genome assembly. Lineage: Eukaryota; Viridiplantae; Streptophyta; Magnoliopsida; Fabales; Fabaceae.